UUGGAAUAAGAAACGCAAAUAUCGUCCAAUUCAGCAGCUAUUGAAAAUUCAGAAGGUCAAUGGAUAAAGCGAAUAUUAAAAAGGAACAACGUCAUGGCAUUGAUCACUUAUAUCGUAGACCUACCCUUCUUUCAUUUCUCAUUUUCUCUGUUUUUUCUAUGGCUAAUUUGGUAUUGCAUCAUAAUGAAAAUGUUCCUGUGAGCUUCUUCUUCCUUGCAUCAAUGUUCUUGGUCUUGGUGGCAUCAAUCAGUUCCCAAGAAGAGAACAAACACGAAGAGUGUAGCAAGCCAUUCAGCUGCGGACUAACGUCCAUCUACUACCCUUUCUGGGGAGGGAGCAGACCCAGUUAUUGUGCUAGCAACCACAAAUUCAAGCUCAACUGUGAGGAUAAUCAAAACUCCACCCUUCAACUUGGCUCACAAACUUUUCAAGUUCUUCACUUUGAUCCAGUUCAGUACACCGUGAAAAUCGUUCGAACAGGCAUUGUCUAUGAUAAUUGCUCUUCCUCGGCCGUAACCAACAACUCCGUGGAUUCAAAUCUCUUUAGAUACUUGAAUGUUAGGAACAUCACCAUCUACUAUGGUUGUCCCUAUUCCCUGAUUUCAAACAGCACACGCUCUUUUCAAUGCAAGGAAGAUGGUAACAAGAGUGCUUUCUAUGGGGACCCUGCAACUGGGAAAGUCCAAGACUGUGAUGGAGCUAGGAUUGAAGUGCAAGUAGCACAGGAACUUGACCCUAACGGGGGAAUUCAAGGACUCAACAAAGCCUUGAGUGAAGGGUUUGAAAUACAUCUUAUUUCAGAGGCACAAGUUCAGUGCUUAAAAUGCGUUUCAACUAAUGGAACAUGUGGGGCUAAUAAUGAGUCUCAGUUUUCAUGCUUUUGCCCCAAUGGAAGUGAAGGUUUAGAUUGCUCUAAUAGCGAUAAAUGGAACUGGCAAAGGAAGCUGGUUAUAGGUGUUGCUGCUGCAGUGAUAAGUGGAAUUGUAUUUAGCCUUGGCUUUUACAUCUAUUAUGGUCGUCUAAAGAAGAAGAAUCGUCUCCGUGAAGUAACAUCUUCUGUAAUAUAUAAUUCUAAAGGAAUCUCACAUAGUUCUUCUUUAGAAGAUUAUGAGAAGGGAAGUAAAUACAUUGGAGUCCACUUCUUCACCUAUAGUGAACUUGAAGAGGCCACAAACUUCUUUAAUCCAGACAGAGAACUAGGAGACGGAGGAUUUGGAAAAGUGUAUUUUGGGAAACUUCAGGAUGGACGAUUAGUUGCAGUGAAGAGAAUGUACGAGAACAGUUUGAAAAGAGUUGAGCAAUUCGUGAAUGAAGUGGAGAUCUUAACUGGCCUACACCACCAGAACCUUGUGUCUCUAUAUGGAUGCACUCCUCGCCACAGUAGAGAACUUCUGCUGGUGUACGAAUACAUUCCAAAUGGAACCGUGGCUGAUCAUCUUCAUGGUCAAAGAGCAAAACCUGGCACACUCCCUUGGCACAUCAGAAUGAACAUUGCCAUUGAAACUGCAAAUGCAUUGGUAUAUCUCCACGCUUCUGACAUCAUCCACAGAGACGUAAAAACCAACAACAUUCUCCUUGACAACCACUUCAGUGUCAAAGUAGCAGAUUUUGGCCUCUCACGUCCCUUCCCAAUCCAUGCCACACACGUUUCCACUGCCCCACAGGGAACUCCUGGUUAUGUGGAUCCAGAGUAUCACGAGUACUACCAGCUCACUGAUAAGAGUGAUGUUUACAGCUUCGGGGUGGUGCUGAUCGAGCUCAUAUCUUCUAUGCAUGCGGUUGAUAUCUCAAGGCGUAGACAUGAGAUCAACUUGUCCAACAUGGCCAUCAAGAAGAUCCAAAGUGGUGCGUUGCAUGAGAUUGUGGAUCCAACUCUUGGGUUUGAGUCAGAUUUCAAGGUCAGGAAAAUGAUCAGUGCAGUGGCUGAGUUGGCGUUUCAGUGCUUGCAGAGUUCCAAAGAUGUGAGGCCUACUAUGGCAGAAGUGUUGGAUAGACUUGAGGAUAUAAGAAGUGAUGGGAAGUAUAAGAGCAGGCAUGAGGUGCUUGAUAUAUCAGAAGAUGAUACUGCUUUCCUCAAGAAUGAACCUCCUCCUCCUUCACCUGAUUCAAAUUUUCAAACUGUACGUAGUAUAGUUAACUAGUCUAUGAUUUACAUUAGCUGUUGUACAUAGAAUCAUAGAGCUGAUUCAUUUGGUUAUCAAAAGUUUAUUCCCAAU
Vigna angularis (adzuki bean) is the source of this 2216-nucleotide messenger RNA. RefSeq names its product LEAF RUST 10 DISEASE-RESISTANCE LOCUS RECEPTOR-LIKE PROTEIN KINASE-like 1.2. The record is from RefSeq and is a predicted model, not a curated record. Lineage: Eukaryota; Viridiplantae; Streptophyta; Magnoliopsida; Fabales; Fabaceae. Bases 60 to 2141 code for a protein of 693 amino acids. Gene Ontology annotation, molecular function: protein kinase activity; polysaccharide binding; ATP binding. The transcript has 4 exons. Gene Ontology annotation, biological process: protein phosphorylation.